Molecule: messenger RNA, 586 nt
Organism: Drosophila biarmipes
Lineage: Eukaryota; Metazoa; Arthropoda; Insecta; Diptera; Drosophilidae
Product: cecropin-2-like
Exons: 2
Coding region: 59-250 (63 amino acids)
Biological process (GO): antibacterial humoral response; defense response to Gram-negative bacterium; defense response to Gram-positive bacterium
Cellular component (GO): extracellular region
Source: RefSeq, a predicted model, not a curated record
AUUGCGACAGUAAUAUCUGAAGCAAAAGUUAUUUGCCCUACAACCCAGUUAAAUCUCCAUGAACCUCUACAAAAUCUUCGUAUUCGUCGCGCUCAUCCUGGCCAUCAGCCUGGGACAAUCUGAGGCUGGCUGGCUAAAGAAAAUUGGCAAGAAAAUUGAACGAGUUGGCCAGCACACUCGAGAUGCCACCAUCCAGGGCCUGGGGAUCGCACAACAGGCCGCCGAUGUGGCUGCCACAGCUAGAGGAUGAGUUUGAAGUUCACUAGGACCUUAUUUAUUUAUUUAAAAACUACCAAACUGAAAUUGGCCAACAAAAUUUUAAUUCCCUCAAAAUUAAUUUAAAAUAUCGAAUUCUUUUUUUUCAGCAAUUAGGUUAAACAAAAAAUGUGUCUUUUAGCUAAUUAAUUCUUUUUUAUAAUUACACGAAACAUAUUUCGUUGCUGAAUGUAUACUGUCGUGGGCGGUAGAUCACCGGCUAUUGGCAUAAAUACUUACUUUGUCAACAAGGAAUAAAUACAAAAUCAUACACAUUCUUAUUAAAUUAAAUUCUAAGUACAACAUCACAAAUAAAUUACAGAAAAACAUA